AAAGUGUAAAGAAAAAAGCGGGGGGAGAGAGGAGUGUAAAGAGAAAAGUGAGACAUAGUGUGUUGCCUGUUCCUGGGCCCAAAUAGUGGCCCAAUGGGAAGCAACAACACAACAAAGGGACUUGAUAGUUUGAUUGAUGAUGGUGAGUGUAACAGUGAUAAUAAAUUUGAGGUUGAGAGAGUGAAAGAGGAGAUGGGUGCGAUAACGAGCGCGGUGAUAGCAGUUGUAGGAGUUCUUCUAGGUUGGAUCACAAUAGAGAUCGCAUGUAAACCUUGUCUUGAAAAGGGUCGCGAAGCCAUCGAUCGAAGUCUCGAUCCAGAUUACGAUCCCGACGACACCGCCAUUCGCGCCCCACUCAACCCCACCGCCGCCUCCGCCACCGUCAAAGCCGUUUGAGAAAUUGAUGUCCCAUCUUCUCACGUUUCCGCCUGGUAUUCAAUUCGGUGUCUAAAUCAAAAGGCUAUUUUUUUUCUUUUUUUGAUGUUUGUGUAUUUGCGCGCUUUUGAUGGCGCUAUUAAAUGGCGAAUUUAGGAUAUAAAGUGUGUGGAGACUUGUUAUUAUGUGAAUGGAGAUUGUAAUUUAUCUCAAUUGUUGGCGCUCUUCAUGUUUUCAUCAUCAUAGUGAAUGUAUAAUUGCUUACAUUUGUUAAAAGGGAUUAUCUUAACAAGGAGAAUUAUAUUUAUAA
Glycine soja is the source of this 685-nucleotide messenger RNA. RefSeq lists its product as uncharacterized. The record is from RefSeq and is a predicted model, not a curated record. NCBI's taxonomy places the organism in Eukaryota, Viridiplantae, Streptophyta, Magnoliopsida, Fabales, Fabaceae. The transcript has a single exon. The coding region runs from base 94 to 396 and encodes 100 amino acids.